CGGGCAGUAGAAUGGAAGGACCGUCGCUGUCAGUCCAUAUCCUUGCUCUUUCUUUCUAAUGAAGACAGACGAACGAAGGUUGACAGAUCAAAGAAGCUAUAAAGUUGGAUAACCUCUAUACUUCACAGGACAGACGUCAUGGGUUGCAAGAAAUCCAAACUGAACACGGGUCUCAAUGGGGGAGGCGGCCUGGAGGUGAAGAGCCAGCAGCCUGUACGUACUGACCCAACUGUCUAUUCGAGAGAUCCCACCUCCGGUAGACAACGUCUAAACACCCCCCUUCCUUCUGGUCUGCUACCUGGUCAGGUGUUCCAGAAAAUGGAAGAGCAUGGUGAUUCCGAAAAGAUAGUUAUUGCCAUAUACCCAUAUGAGGCAAUUCAUCCUGAUGAUCUGGGAUUCAAGAAGGGUGAAAGACUUAAGGUUCUUGAAGAACUUGGGGAAUGGUGGAGAGCCAAAUCUCUGACCACCAAGAAGGAAGGCUUCAUCCCCUCCAACUACGUCGCCAAGGCAGACAGCAUGGAGACAGAGGAAUGGUUUUUCAAGGAGAUAACCAGAAAGGAUGCAGAGAGACAGCUGCUGGCACCGGCAAACAAAGCAGGCUCUUACCUCGUUCGAGAAAGUGAAACAUCUAAAGGAAGUUACUCAUUGUCCUUAAGAGAUGUGGAUGCUAAGGGGAUGGAAGCCAUCAAACAUUACAAGAUCAGAACCCUGGACAACGGAGGAUACUACAUCUCUCCCAAGAUCACCUUCACCGACAUAGGCACCAUGAUCAAACAUUACCACAAACAAUCAGACGGCCUGUGUCGGAAGCUGGAGAAGAUCUGUGAGAAGCCUAAGGCUCAAAAGCCUUGGGACAAAGAUGCGUGGGAGAUCUCCAAGGAAUCCAUCAAGAUGAUGAAGAAACUGGGAGCAGGGCAGUUUGGAGAAGUCUGGUUGGCCUCCUACAACAACUCGACCAAGGUGGCAGUGAAGACACUGAAGCCUGGCACCAUGUCAGUGGAGGCCUUCAUGGAGGAGGCUAACCUGAUGAAGAAUCUGCAACAUGAGAGGCUGGUCCGUCUCUACGCCGUGGUUACCAAGACACCACCCAUUUACAUCAUCACUGAGUUCAUGUCUAACGGAAGCCUGUUAGACUUCCUGAAGAGUGAGGCAGGGUGUAAGAUCCAGUUACCUAAGCUCAUUGACUUCUCGGCACAGAUUGCGGAGGGCAUGGCCUACAUAGAGAAGAAAAACUACAUCCACAGAGACCUGAGAGCAGCCAACGUCCUGGUGUCAGAGAGCCUCCUCUGCAAGAUUGCUGACUUUGGUCUGGCCAGGGUCAUAGAAGAUGACCAGUACACAGCCAGAGAGGGAGCAAAGUUUCCUAUCAAGUGGACAGCACCAGAGGCUAUCAACUACGGCUCCUUCACCAUCAAAUCUGAUAUGUGGUCUUUUGGAGUCCUCCUCUAUGAGAUCCUGACCUAUGGGAAGAUCCCAUACCCAGGUAUGAGUAACGGUGAGGUCAUGACGUCAGUACAGCGUGGUUACCGGAUGCCCCGCCCAGAAAACUGCCCCAGCGAGCUCUAUGACAUCAUGAGCACCUGCUGGAAGACCAAGCCUGAAGACCGGCCUACUUUUGACUACAUUCAGAGUGUCCUUGAUGAUUUCUAUACUGCCACUGAGGGACAGUACCAACAGCAGCCCUAGAGACACAGUUCCAACCUUGGCUUUUGAGUUUGUAAACUUUGACAGCACUCGAUGCAGUACCAUUCUGGCAUUGCUUGUUUUUCUUUGGUGCCAAACAAGCUGACUGAACUAAAUAAUCUUCAUAUUGAAGCAUACACCUGCUUGUAAAUUGCACAUUGUAGAAUGAGUCAAUAUUGUUGUUGAAAGGUAUCCUACCCAACUCCUCAUGCAAAGUCUUGUAAUUAUUUAUUUCUCUGACUGCUUUAUCUUUUUAAUCCAUUCUUAAAUUUGACUAGUGCCUUGUAUUAAUCUUUUUUAUUUUGUAUUGAGGUUUUUGGUCUACCUAUAUUUUGCUUGACAAAUCAAGGUACUUGUGCUUUUUCUUAGGCUGGUAGCAUAUAAAAAAAUGAUUGCCUUUCCACCUGCCUCAAUACUAAGGAAAUCAGAAGAAGGACUAGAGUACGAUUAAAAUAGUUAUAGAUAAUAUUGGCUCAUCAUAGAUAAUCUAUGACAUUAUAUACAGCCUAGCAUUACUCAAUGAUAUAUUUUGAUGAUGAUGUGAUGAUAACUAUUCGUGUAUUGCAUGUGAUUUAUGAUAAUUUAUCGGAUUCGUCAAUAAAACAAUU
This is a messenger RNA of Osmerus eperlanus (European smelt), 2291 nucleotides long. It is a transcript of the gene lyn, whose product is annotated as LYN proto-oncogene, Src family tyrosine kinase. Gene Ontology annotation, molecular function: ATP binding; signaling receptor binding; non-membrane spanning protein tyrosine kinase activity. The coding region runs from base 139 to 1686 and encodes 515 amino acids. NCBI's taxonomy places the organism in Eukaryota, Metazoa, Chordata, Actinopteri, Osmeriformes, Osmeridae. The transcript has 13 exons. Gene Ontology annotation, biological process: cell surface receptor protein tyrosine kinase signaling pathway; tolerance induction to self antigen; regulation of B cell receptor signaling pathway. Gene Ontology annotation, cellular component: extrinsic component of cytoplasmic side of plasma membrane. The record is from RefSeq and is a predicted model, not a curated record.